AUGAAUCAAACAACCAUCAAUUCUACAAUCCCAAUAACAUCAGAAUUUGAUUGUCAACCUGAACCGUAUCUACUAGUUGAAAGAAUGGUUCUUGGUGUGUUUUUUGGUGUCAUCAUAUCAGUUGUCUCAUUUUUCUUCAACUCAUUCCUAUUUAUUAUGUUUGCAUCAAAUAAACAACAUCGAAAAACACCUAAUCUUUUCAUGCUUUUAUUAUCAUUUUAUGAUAUUUUCAUCUCAAUCACAUAUAUUGCUUUGAUGUCUUUGAGAAUAAUCAUUCUUUGGACCUACAACUUCACACUCCAUACAUUAUGGUAAUUUUGUUCGGAAUUUGAUUUCCGUAUUGAAUUGUCUGUUUUUUUCAGGAGUUAUUACAUGGUUCCAAUGUUAACAAUAUCACAUGUUGGUAUUACUUCUUCAGUUUUUCUUAUUUGCUUUGCUUCAAUUGAGCGAUAUUGUAUCACUGUUAACAACUUCCUAGUUCCACAUCUUCACAAAUAUCGACCGGUGAGAAAUGGGAAUUUUUGAAUAGGAUAAACUGAAUUUGGAGAUUUAGAAAAUCCCAUAUAACUUGAAAAUUCAUUUUCAAAUUUCAGUUGAUCGCUUUAACUGCUGUCUUAUUUGGUGUUAUCAGCAAAGGUUCAUAUUUAUUCGAAAUCGAAGUGAAAAUCGACGAGGAUUGUCCAGGACAAUUGAAAUAUUUCUAUGUCUCAAUGUCUGAUUGGUUCAAAGCUCAUCCCGAAUUCAAUUCUUUGUUCCGUUUUUGGUUCAGAAAUAUUUUCACAAUUCUCGCACCUUUUUUCACUUUGCUAUUGGUCAAUUUUCUGCUUCUCAAUAAGUGAGUUCAUUUAAUUUUCUUCGUGGGUUUUUUUUUUGCAAAAAACCUAGUUUUUACAGACUUCGAGAACAACACAGAAAAUCAGCAAAAGUGUCGGAAGAAGAUGACAAACAAACUUUAAAGCAGAAAAAAGCUCGAAUUCGCGCUGCAACUCGAUCAAUUGUUAUUAUCGUUUGCACAUAUUUAUUUUCAAAUGCACUUUCUGUAGUUAUCACACUUUGGGAGAAUAUCAAUUAUGGAUCUCUUGUCUAUCACGAUCGAUUUUAUACACUUUCAGUAGAUCUUAUUUCUCUUCUAACUGUUUUGGCGUCAGCUUUACGACUUCCAAUUUAUGCACUUUGUCAACCUCUUUUGAGAACUGAAAUGAAAGCAACUCUUGGUGAGUUAUCCCUACUUUAUUUUUCAUUUCGAAGAUUUAUCUCAAUUUUUCAGGCAAACUAUGCAACUUUUCCGAAUCUCCUGAAAAGAAAAAAGCGCUUCUUGAUUCUCUACAGCUUCCAACCACUCAACUAAUAACUAAUCUUGACGGCGAUUCGCCCAGUAUUUCCAGCAAAGUUGAAUUUGUUUAA
Messenger RNA from Caenorhabditis angaria, 1404 nucleotides. The record is from the annotation of a GenBank genome assembly. NCBI's taxonomy places the organism in Eukaryota, Metazoa, Nematoda, Chromadorea, Rhabditida, Rhabditidae.